GCGUUAACUGUUUCAGCGCUGUAGCGUGGCUACGCUGCGUUUACGUAUACAAACCUGGAAAGCUGUAACAUUGUGUGUGUUCUGCAGCGCCCCCUGACGGCCGGGAGGAGACAUGACGGUGCUGUAGAUAUAAGUGUUAGAGGGGUUCUGCCGGCAAGGUAAGAAUGGGCCGGCGGUACUUCUGCGACUACUGUGACCGGACCUUUCAGGACAAUCUGCACAACCGCAAGAAACACCUGACUGGCGUGCAGCACCAGAAGAGUAAGAAGGCCUGGUAUGACCUGUUCAGAGAUGCUUCAGAGAUCCUUGCAGAAGAGGAAUGUAAGAAACUGUGCAGACGCUUUCUCCAGACAGGUCAGUGUGACUUUGGUCCUUCCUGCCGUUUCUCACAUAUGACAGCAGAAGACCUGGAUGCUUUAAAGGCCCAUGUGGAAGCAGAGAGAAGACUGCGAGAAGAAAAAAGUAAACAAAUUCCUCCUUGUAAUGUAGAGCCUUGGUUGGAAGAGAGGGCUAAGAAAGAAAGCACUCGCAGUGACAGUGCCUCUGUAUCUGAACGUCCCAUCUACCAUUUACCACCAGGCUGGCCUCCACUGUGUGAACUGCCCCCAUCACUUCAUCCCCCCACAGCUGCAGACGGAGAUCACCAAGAGGACCUUGAAUGGGGCUAAUUUAGAGGAUCCAUAACUGAUUGAUCAGCGAGUUACUGUGAAGACUGUUUAAUGUAUAUGUUUUGGUGAAUAUGGGAUUCACACCAUGAUGUAACAGACUUGUCUAUCUUACAGUGCUUGCUGAACACUUCAGGGAGUGGUGUCCAGGGUAUCAAUAUGAAAAUCUGUGACUAAUAAUUCCGUUUUUCCUUUAAGUAUAGUGGAGCUGUAAUAGAACAUACCAAUUGAAAAGACUGGAGUAGCUUUUCUAGACAAAAGUUUUCACUUUAAAGAUGAGCCAAAUUUAACAAACAACAUGCAACAUUUGAAAAAUGUGGUGCAAAGUACUCCAAUGCAUGAUAUAUCCCCCCCCCCCCCCCCCAAGUUUUUAUUAUUGUACAUUCUUAUAUUUUUUUUACUGAAUAGACAUUAACCCAUUCCUGACUUCCUGUUGGCUAUAAACACCUGGGCAGUCACCCUUAAAAUAAAAUUGUCGUUAAUUUUACAAUUUUAUGCUGCUAGGUCGUAACCGCACCAGCACAUGCCAAUGAGUCCCCAUAUUCAUGAGAUCACGGCCCUGCGCGUCCACCUGUUUUUUUUCUAUAUGAAUCGGCAGCAGGUGGACGGGGAGAGCCAAGAGCUCAUGAAUGGGGGACUCGUUCAUCAUGCAUUGGAGCUGUUUAGCACAAGAUUUUAGAAAAUCAACUGUUUCAAUUAAACAAAGUGACCCAGCAUUUUUGCUAAGGGGAUAUGUCACUAGUUUAUGUUGCACUUAGUUAGGACACCAUUAAACUGGUGACAGAUUCCCAUUAAACUCUGCACGGAUGUUUUAAAAUGUCAGUGCAGAGAUAACCUCUGCAUGCUAAUUGUGCAACUGGUGAGCGGGGAGACCACUAUUAGGGUGCUUUCACAUGACCGUAUGUAUUUUGCAGUCCGCAAAACGCAGAGCCACAAAAAUUACGGAUGACGUCUAUGUUGCAUCUGUUUUAUGUUGCAGAUCCAUUGUAACAAUGCUUAUCCUUGUCUGCCAAAUGAACAAGAAUAGGACAUGCUUUUAUCUUUUUUUUUGCAUGGCUACGGAACGGGCAUACAGAUAGCACACAGUGUGCCAUCCACAUUUUUUUGCGGAACAAUUAGAAUGCGGAUCUAUUCAUUUCAUCUGUAAAAAUGCAGAUCGGAUUGUGAAUAAGCCCUUAGUGACAUCCAUGCUUCCCUUAGAGAAGACAGGGAUAGUUUUACACUGCCCCUGUCUUCUUCAUCAUUCUAUACACAGUGCUUUAACGAGUGCUGUGUAUAGAGAUCAGGAAGUUGUGAUGCCACUUCCAGCUUUGGGCCCAGCCAGGGGAGGAUUGGCGAUAUACCUUACAGAGAAAUUUCCCAGUGGGCCGAUGCCCAGGGAGACGCCCAAGCCCUCAGCUCUGCCGUAUGUUGGGUACAUAAUGAGCUCUCAGUAGUAAUUAACUCUGUGAGAAUCAGGUACUCAUGUACCCGGCCACUGACCACACAUGCCCUCCUGAAUUCAACUAUGUCCCGCAUCUAACCUCUAGCACCAUAAGCCCCUUGCUCCUUAUCUAAGGCUACUUUCACACGGAUCCGGCAGGGUUCAGCAAAAACGCUUCCGUUACUGAUAAUACAACCGUCUGCAUCCGUUAUGAACGGAUCCGGUUGU
Messenger RNA from Bufo bufo (common toad), 2316 nucleotides. It is a transcript of the gene ZMAT5, whose product is annotated as zinc finger matrin-type 5. Gene Ontology annotation, molecular function: zinc ion binding. Bases 165 to 668 code for a protein of 167 amino acids. The record is from RefSeq and is a predicted model, not a curated record. The transcript has 5 exons. Gene Ontology annotation, cellular component: U12-type spliceosomal complex. Lineage: Eukaryota; Metazoa; Chordata; Amphibia; Anura; Bufonidae.